Messenger RNA from Oncorhynchus nerka (sockeye salmon), 2158 nucleotides. RefSeq names its product deleted in malignant brain tumors 1 protein-like. The coding region runs from base 44 to 2158 and encodes 704 amino acids. Gene Ontology annotation, cellular component: membrane. The record is from RefSeq and is a predicted model, not a curated record. Lineage: Eukaryota; Metazoa; Chordata; Actinopteri; Salmoniformes; Salmonidae. The transcript has 11 exons.
CUCUUUUUGACAGCAGACUGUGGAGCCCCAGUUAGAGACAGAUAUGAUACCUGCAGUGGUACUGAUGACCCUGUUGUGGUUCACAGAUCUCCAGGCUCAAAGCGUCAGUCCACCAGCUGAAUACUCAGUCAGACUGGUGAAUGGGACCACUUCCUGUUCUGGGAAAGUGGAAGUCUUCUACAGAGGAGAGUGGUCGCGUCUAUGUCCUAGGUGGUUGUGGAGCAUGAUGAGAGAUGCUAAGGUUGUGUGUAGAGAGAUGGACUGUGGGAAUCCUGUAGCUGAUUCUAUAGGAGGUCUAGUUGAAGAUGGAAGUAGAGGAGUCAUACUAUAUAGUAGAUGCAGGGGAGAUGAGUCUUCUAUUAGACAGUGUGACAACAAAGGAGGACCUGGUUUCUGUUAUGGUGGAUAUUAUCAUCAUGUGAUCUGUUCAGAGUCUGUGCGGCUUGUGGAUGGAGCUGGUCUCUGCUCUGGGAGAGUGGAGGUGAAGUCCAAUCAGUCCUGGGCCUCAGUGUGUGAAGCUGACUUUGACCGGCAGGAUGCAGAGGUAGUCUGUGGGGAGCUUGGCUGUGGGGCUCCUGCAGCUCUACAGGGGGGGCUCUAUGGAGAAGGUGAGGGUCAGACCUGGGAUAAAGAGUUCCAGUGUAAAGGCAAAGAGUCCCUUCUCCUGGACUGUGACACCUCAGACAGAGAGAACAACACCUGCCUACCUGGUGAUGCUGUUGGACUCACCUGCUCAGAGCCUGAUUAUGUGAGGCUGGUGGGAGGAGGCAGUCGCUGUGCUGGUAGAGUGGAGCGGUACGACCAGAGAGAGUGGAGGACUGUGGGAGCUGAUGACAGGGACCAGGAGGCUGUAGCUGCAGUAGUGUGUAGACAGCUGGGUUGUGGCUCCACUGUUUCAGUACUUCCUGGAAACAUCAUUGGAGGGGUUGGAUUUAUCUGUUCUGGGUCUGAGUCUUCACUGAGGGAGUGUUGGAGAAUGAAUGCUCUCCGUCCUGGACUCACAGUGAUCUGCUCAGAUCUCCUGGUCCAGCCUGAUAUCUUCCUGACUGACUCAAUGGGAGGGGUCUCCAGGGGCCACCAGGGGCCCAAGGUGUUCAGGGCAGGAGACCUCCAGGCUCAAAGUGUCAGUCCACCAGCUGAACUCUCAGUCAGACUGGUGAAUGGGACCACUUCCUGUUCUGGGACAAUGGAAGUCUUCUACAUUAGAGAGUGGUCACGUCUAUGUUUUGGGUGGCUGGGCAUGAUGAGAAAGACUAAGGUUUUGUGUAGAGAGCUGAACUGUGGGAAUGUUGUAGGUGAAUCUAGAGGACGUCUGGUUGAAGAUGGAAGAAGAGGAGUCUCCCUAUCUAGAAGAUGUAGUGGAGAUGAGUCUGCUAUUAGACAGUGUGACAACAUAGCAGGACCUGGUGGAUGUCAUGGUGGAUAUUAUCAUCAUGUGAUCUGUUCAGAGUCUGUGCGGCUUGUGGAUGGAGCUGGUCUCUGCUCUGGGAGAGUGGAGGUGAAGUCCAAUCAGUCCUGGGCCUCAGUGUGUGAAGCUGACUUUGACCGGCAGGAUGCAGAGGUAGUCUGUAGGGAUGUUGGCUGUGGGGCUCCUGCAGCUCUACAGGGGGGGCUCUAUGGAGGAGGUGGGGGUCAGACCUGGGAUAAAGAGUUCCAGUGUAAAGGCAAUGAGUCCCUUCUCCUGGACUGUGACACCUCAGACAGAGAGAACAACACCUGCCUACCUGGUAAUGCUGUUGGACUCACCUGCUCAGAGCCUGAUGAUGUGAGGCUGGUGGGAGGAGGCAGUCGCUGUGCUGGUGGAGUGGAGUGGUACGACCAGGGAGAGUGGAGGACUGUGGGAGCUGAUGACAGGGACCAGGAGGAUGUAGCUGCUGUAGUGUGUCGACAGCUGGGUUGUGGCUCCAAUGUUUCAGAACCACCUGGAAACACCACUGGAGGGAUUAGAGUUUCUUGUUCUGGGUCUGAGUCUUCACUGAGGGAGUGUAGAAGAACGUAUGAUCUCCGUCCUGGACUCACAGUGAUCUGCUCAGGUAAUAACAAGAUACACUAUAUGGCCAAAAGUAUGUGGACUUCAGUGGAUUCAGCUAUUUCAGCCACACCCAUUGCUGACAGAUCACACUCUCCUACACACACCAGCUGGCUGAGAGGACCCUAG